Molecule: messenger RNA, 2234 nt
Organism: Cotesia glomerata
Lineage: Eukaryota; Metazoa; Arthropoda; Insecta; Hymenoptera; Braconidae
Product: neprilysin-2-like
Exons: 7
Coding region: 173-1327 (384 amino acids)
Biological process (GO): protein processing
Cellular component (GO): plasma membrane
Molecular function (GO): metalloendopeptidase activity
Source: RefSeq, a predicted model, not a curated record
AGUAAUAUCAUUGACCUUGACAAUCCAAGCCGCAACAACCCAAGAUGAGGCACAUAAGUUGUGAUUCUCUUAACUGGUUUUCCUGGAGAAGGAGACGGAAUAGAUAUAAGCUUGCUUCAGAAUAGCCUGGACCACUUGGUCACCGUCUAAUGUACCGAAAAAAACUUCAAAAAUGUUUCACGGGCUAGUUUUCACGAGUUUUGUGAUUUUCUGCUGGACUGAUGUGCUCGCUGGUCCUAUCACUACAAGCGAAACUUUUAAUGUCGCUUCGAUCAUAAAAAACAACCUGGACACCACCGCGAAUCCGUGUGACAACUCCUACCGUUUUGUGUGUGGUUCCUCGAACAUAACCUCUUUGCGACAAAAAAUUGCUUUGGAUGAUAGCUCAGCUACCAAGUUUCUAGAAGAUCUGAUCAAGAAAGGAACCGGUUUGAAGGACUUCAGACCCUUUCAGCUCAUCGAUGACGUCUACAAGACCUGCAUGAGGGAUGAAGCCGUUGGGGAACAAGUUGUCGAAAGCUUGCCCCACAUAUUUGAGCAGCUAGGCGAUUGGCCGCUGCUUGAAGGUUCCCGGUGGCAGACGAAGGAUUACAUGUGGAUAGACUUCAUUCUUCACAGCAAGGUGAUAGGAAUGUCUGUCAACCCGUUUCUGACUAUCGAACCGCUUGUCGAUCCUCAAAGCGGCCCUGUGGCGACCAAAUUUUCAGUAACCAGUGAUCCACCAGAGUUCAACAGAUCCAUUACCAACGCAUCGGAUCCACUACUAGUUGCCUACUCAACCUACCUUGAGGAAGCCUGCAAGUUGGUAGGCUGCAAAAAAACGUAUUCCAACGAAAUCAAAGACAUUGUCGACUUAGAAUGGAAGCUUUCAGAAAUCCGUUUGCGAGCUGGCAAAAGAUACACUUUGAAAGAACUGACGUACAAGGAACUGACAGAAAAGUACCCUUCAGUAUUCUGGUUCAAGCUCCGCUAUUUGUUGGACCCUAUCAGCAACGAGCAGCUUAACAUAUCCAACAUGACGUUCUUCGUCUCUUCGAUUCUGUCUGAUGUAAUUGAGCUACUAGAUAAAACUGAACCUCGCGUGCUGUACAAUUACGCCAAUUGGAAAGUCCUUCAACACGCGAUUCCCUAUAUGACCAAAGACUACCAAGAUCUGAAGCGUGAGUACUGCAAAACUCAGAAGUGUGAGGAUAUUCCGCGUGAAUUCUUCUGUUAUAAUGCCGUCUUCAGCUAUCUGAGACCUGCAGUAAAUUUGUUGUAUGCCAAGCGCUACUUCACCGAGGAAACUGAUUCUCUUGUUAGUGACAUGGUAGCCAAUAUCAAGUGACAAACCAAGGACCUGAUCAGCAAAUCCAGUUGGAUCGACCAGGACACCAAGAAGGACCACAUCGAUGCGAUAGACAACAUACCGGUGAUAAUUGGCUAUGCAGAAAAGAACAGCACGGAUGAUGAGUUUGUCAAGUAUUACGAAGAAUUGGAGAUCGACACCUCAAAUUUCUUCCAGACGCUCAUGAAUCUGGAAGCGUUUGAUAGUCCGCGAAGAUUCUACAGCACCAACAGCUUAGGUCCGAGAAAUUUUAUCAAUCCGUUGCUUGCUUAUCGUCCAGUGAACUCAGGCGGCAAACUUUAUAUAACCAUGGGUAUGCUUCGAGAACCGUUUUUCAGCGUCGACUACCCAAUGAGUGUUAACUACGGUAUCACGGAAGGGCAAUCGCCAAGGAAUUGGUGAGAGGUAUCAUUUAUCCCCAAGAGUCGAGUAGCCAAGUUAUGAAGGACAAAGUUGCGUGCUUUAAGAAACAGGUCGCGAACAUCACUUCCCAGGACGCGAAAGAACAGCAAUCGUUCCGGACCGGUCUGCUGAUUGGCGAUCACCUAGCCAUGAAGAUUUCUCACCAAGCCUACCAAUCAUGGUUGACCUCAGUUUCUGGUGGCAGCGAGCCCAUGAUCUCGGAAUUGCCGUACUCUAAUCGUCAGAUAUUCUGGAUGAGCUCACUGCAGUACUCGUGUGUUCGAUCCGAGAACAAUACCGAACUUAUUGAGGAUAAGUACACUCCUAUUGAGUUCCGCACGAUGAAAGUUCUUACCAACGUUCCUGAGUUUUACGAUGAUUUCAACUGUCAAAGCAAACCAUUCCUCGAGACACAUGGACCGUCGUAUACUUUUCUUUAAAUUUAGGUUAUUUGUCUAAGAUACUCUUCAAUUAUUGUAUGAUUACGAAAAUAUAUAAUUAUGAA